Molecule: messenger RNA, 1134 nt
Organism: Pipistrellus nathusii (Nathusius's pipistrelle)
Lineage: Eukaryota; Metazoa; Chordata; Mammalia; Chiroptera; Vespertilionidae
Source: the annotation of a GenBank genome assembly
AUGGCGGCCGCCGCUCACCCCCGGGUCGCUCGGGUCCUGCCAAUGUCACGUUCUUCUAUUACUGCAUUAGCCACAGCCGUGGUUCAUGGCCCACCCCAGCGCCAGCUUCACCAUGCACUCAUACCUCAUGGGAGAAGUGGGCGCUCCUCAGUCAGUGGGGUGGUGGCCACUGUGUUUGGAGCAACAGGAUUCCUGGGCCGAUAUGUUGUCAACCAUCUUGGGCGUAUGGGGUCACAAGUAAUCGUACCCUAUCGGUGUGAUACAUAUGACUACAUGCACCUUCGUCCAAUGGGUGACCUGGGCCAGAUUAUCUUUCUGGAAUGGAAUGCAAGAAACAAAGAUUCUAUACGAAGAGCAGUCGGACACAGCAAUGUGGUCAUCAAUCUUAUUGGGCGAGACUGGGAAACCACAAACUUUGAUUUUGAGGAUGUUUUUGUGAAAAUUCCCCAAACAAUUGCUCAGGUGUCCAAGGAAGCCGGAAUUGAAAAAUUUAUUCACAUUUCACAUCUGAAUGCUGAUAUUAAAAGUACUUCUAGAUAUCUGAGAAAUAAGGCUGUUGGAGAGAAAGAAGUGAGAGAUGCGUUUCCAGACGCCACUAUCAUAAAGCCAUCAGACCUCUUUGGACGAGAAGAUAGAUUCCUCAAUUAUUUUGCAAAUAUGCGCUGUUUUGGUGGUGUACCUCUUGUGUCCUUGGGCAUGAAGACAGUGAAACAACCAGUAUUUGUUGUAGAUGUAUCCAAAGGAAUUGUGAAUGCAGUUAAGGAGCCAGAUGCCAAAGGGAAAACUUUUGCCUUUGUUGGGCCCAAUCGAUACCUACUUUUUGACCUGGUGCAGUAUAUCUAUGCUAUGGCUCACAGACCCUUUCUCCCAUACCCUUUGCCACGUUUUGCCUAUCAAUUGAUAGCACGAGUCUUUGAAAUCAGUCCAUUUGACCCCUGGACAACGAGGGAUAAAGUGGAGCGGGUUCACAUCACCGACAUGACAUUGCCUCACUUGCCUGGCUUGGAAGACCUUGGUAUUCAGGCCACUCCCCUGGAACUGAAGGCCAUCGAGGUGCUGCGGCGUCAUCGCACGUACCGCUGGCUGUCCUCUGAAAUGGAUGAGGUGAAGCCAGCCAAGACUGUCAACUUUUAA